Sporothrix brasiliensis 5110 is the source of this 2025-nucleotide messenger RNA. RefSeq names its product tRNA splicing endonuclease subunit. Gene Ontology annotation, biological process: tRNA-type intron splice site recognition and cleavage. The coding region runs from base 1 to 2025 and encodes 674 amino acids. The transcript has a single exon. The record is from RefSeq and is a predicted model, not a curated record. Gene Ontology annotation, cellular component: tRNA-intron endonuclease complex. Lineage: Eukaryota; Fungi; Ascomycota; Sordariomycetes; Ophiostomatales; Ophiostomataceae.
AUGCCUCCGGCGCAAAUACGACAGGACGGCGACAGUUCAAGCCCUGUCGCUGUCUCGGAUGAUACGAUAGCGGACGAGGGCGAGGACCCUCUGCUGGUGGGUGGCGACGACGAUGAUGAAGCAGCCCUUCCCCCAGGCAGGCGCCGCAAUGCUGCUGGACCAUCUCGGAGAGGCGGCGGCGGCGGCGGCGACGACAACGAGGACGACGACAACGAUGAUGACGAGGACGGCGGCGUCGAGGUCCAGGACUAUCGCGCGUUUGCUGCGUUUGUCGGAGCCAAUGUCAGCGGCGAUGCAAGCGUGUCGGCACCCUCUGCGACGCCCACGCCUGCUCGGAACCGCAAACCGCACAUCUCUUCGCAGACCAUCCGCAAGGGCGAAAAGGACUUUGAAGAACACGGCACACGCGCCCAGCGCGAUGCUCUCGAGCAGAGCCGCGCCGUCAUGGAGACGGUCCUGGCGCACACGCGCACGCACUACACGGCGGGCGGCGGUAAGAACGCUGGUAGCAACGACGUUGUGCGCGGCUGGUAUUUCCCCGAGGCCUGGCAGGACGAGCCGGAGGACGAGGCAGAUCACGAAGGGGGCCCGGCCGAGCGCAACAGGGACCAUGAAGACAACGAGGCCGGCGAGGACAAUGAGGCCGGCGAGACCCGCCGCCGCUUUGCACACACGCGCCACCGCGUCGUCAUGGUCGAGAUCCACCGAGGGCCCAUGUUUGCGUCGGUCGGUGCCGUCCCGGGCAAGCCCAAAUGGAUUCCGACCUUGCCCAAGGACCAGCAGCCAACACCACGACCUGGGUACGACCGCGUGUGGCUACUGCCCGAAGAGGCCCUGUUCCUGGUGGAGCGUGGGACCAUGGAGCUGUGGUGGCCGCUGAGGGAGAUGGAGGCGAUUUUGGGCCUGCGCGGCGGCCGCGGCGACACCGACACCGACGCCGACGAAGAGCACGGCAUCCCGCUCAGUCUGCAGGCGGCAUACGCCCUCCUCAUCGGGCCGGACGACGAUCCCCAGCACGGCCGCAUCCCGCUGCCGACCUACCAAGUCUACACGCACCUCCGCCGGUCCGGCUACCAGGUGCUGCGGGCCGUCAAGACAAAUCCCCAGACUCCACUGGACGCACCAACAGAGCCACCAGUAUCGCCAGGUCCACCAACCCCGACGAGCCUGUGGCAAUGGCUGUUUUCUCUACUGUCGCCAAGCUCUCCCUCGUCGACCAUUGCGUCGUUUCCUUUGCGAGAGCAUGCCCCUCGCGGGGCGCUGGUUCAGCCCGGCCUCUACCGGUCAUAUCGACCGAUCUAUGCGCAGUUGCGCCUCAUACGGCCACAUCGAUACGGUGCACGUCCUCCGGCAGAGGACGUGUCGCAGCGGCCCAAAAACCCGUUCCGCGUCGUCUUUCACGUCUGGAAGUCCGGCACGUCGACGACCUCGUCAUCCAAGUCAUUUUCCAAGAUUCGGCCCCCGCCGCCCGACUUUUACAUGGCCGUGGCCGACGCGCACGCCACGGGCGUGCCCACACUAGAGCAGGUCUCGGAGCUGCUGGCCUCUGUGCCUCCCUUGCCCGCCACGGCACAUCUGAGUAAGAGGAGCCGGCUGGCGGCGCAGUCCGCCACCACUGCGGCCGAACCGGCACCGUCGUCGACGCCCUCCAAGCAAUCCUCUGCCUCCCCCCCCUUGCCUACCAUCUACCGCCGCCUCAAGCUGGGCCGCCGCUGCGUCCUCGUGGCCGUGGUCGACCACGGCCUCGUCAACUACAUGCGCUUCUCCGACACCACGUUCAGCACAGACCCGCUGUGGCCACGCUUCGAUGCUGUGGCGGCGGGGCGGUUUUCUGCCGGCAACGGCAGAGGCGCCCGGGACGACGGCGGCAGCAAGGGCAAGGCGGGUGGCGGCAAGAACCAAAAGAAGAAGAAGAAGAAUGGCGAUGCUAAGAGUGCCGCCGGCCAAGAUUCUGUCACAGAGGGAAAAGGCGACAACAACAGCAACAAGAGGAACGAAGCAAAAGAGCCAAGCCCAGAGUUGUGA